Molecule: messenger RNA, 5333 nt
Organism: Sorex araneus (European shrew)
Lineage: Eukaryota; Metazoa; Chordata; Mammalia; Eulipotyphla; Soricidae
Gene: DAGLA
Product: diacylglycerol lipase alpha
Exons: 20
Coding region: 204-3353 (1049 amino acids)
Biological process (GO): lipid metabolic process
Cellular component (GO): postsynaptic membrane; dendrite membrane
Source: RefSeq, a predicted model, not a curated record
CGGGGGGGCGGAGGCGGCCUCCGCGCCGGCGCCGGCGCCCUGCGGAAGCGGCGUUAGUGAAUCGGGGCCUUGGGGAGCCCAGGAUGGAGGUGGCGGUCGCGGCGGCGGCGGCGGCGGCGGCGGCGGCGGCGGCGGGCCGAGCCCUGCGGCAGGCGGGAGGAGGUGCGCGCCAGGCCCGCUGAGCCUGCGCAGAGCCGCCAGCCAUGCCCGGGAUCGUGGUGUUCCGGCGGCGCUGGUCUGUGGGCAGCGAUGACCUGGUCCUGCCGGCCAUCUUCCUCUUCCUCCUGCACACCACGUGGUUCGUGAUCCUGUCCGUGGUGCUCUUCGGCCUGGUGUACAACCCCCACGAGGCCUGCUCCCUGAACCUGGUGGACCACGGCCGCGGCUACCUGGGCAUCCUCCUGAGCUGCAUGAUCGCCGAGAUGGCCAUCAUCUGGCUGAGCAUGCGCGGGGGCAUCCUCUACACGGAGCCGCGCGAGUCCAUGCAGUACGUGCUCUACGUGCGCCUGGCCAUCCUGGUGAUCGAGUUCAUCUACGCCAUCGUGGGCAUCGUGUGGCUGACCCAGUACUACACCACCUGCAACGACCUCACAGCCAAGAACGUCACCCUGGGGAUGGUCGUGUGCAACUGGGUGGUCAUCCUCAGCGUCUGCAUCACCGUCCUCUGCGUCUUCGACCCCACGGGCCGCACGUUCGUCAAGCUCAGAGCCACCAAGAGGAGGCAGCGCAACCUGCGCACCUACAACCUACGCCACCGCCUGGAGGAGGGCCAGGCCACCAGCUGGUCGCGCCGUCUCAAAGUCUUCCUCUGCUGCACCCGCACCAAGGACUCGCAGUCAGACGCCUACUCGGAGAUCGCGUACCUCUUCGCCGAGUUCUUCCGAGACCUGGACAUCGUGCCGUCCGACAUCAUCGCGGGGCUGGUGCUGCUGCGGCAGCGGCAGCGGGCCAAGCGCAGCGCCGUGCUGGACGAGGCCAACAAUGACAUCCUGGCCUUCCUGUCCGGGAUGCCAGUCACCAGGAACACCAAGUACCUGGACCUGAAGAACUCGCUGGAGAUGCAGCGCUACAAGGAGGUCUGCUACUACAUGCUCUUCGCCCUGGCCGCCUACGGCUGGCCCAUGUACCUCAUGCGCAAGCCCGCCUGCGGCCUCUGCCGCCUGGCCCGCUCCUGCUCGUGCUGCCUGUGCCCCGCGCGCCCCCGCUUCGCCCCCGGCGUCACCAUCGAGGAGGACAACUGCUGUGGCUGCAACGCCAUCGCCAUCCGGCGCCACUUCCUGGACGAGAACAUGACGGCCGUGGACAUCGUCUACACCUCCUGCCACGACGCGGUCUAUGAAACCCCCUUCUACGUGGCCGUGGACCAUGACAAGAAGAAGGUGGUGAUCAGCAUCCGGGGAACCCUGUCCCCCAAGGACGCCCUGACCGACCUGACAGGUGACGCCGAGCGCCUCCCCGUGGAGGGGCACCACGGCACCUGGCUGGGACACAAGGGCAUGGUCCUCUCGGCCGAGUACAUCAAGAAGAAGCUGGAGCAGGAGAUGGUGCUGUCCCAGGCCUUCGGGCGCGACCUGGGCCGCGGCACCAAGCAUUACGGCUUGAUCGUGGUGGGCCACUCCCUGGGCGCGGGCACCGCCGCCAUCCUCUCCUUCCUCCUGCGCCCCCAGUACCCGACCCUCAAGUGCUUCGCCUACUCUCCGCCGGGGGGCCUGCUGAGCGAGGACGCCAUGGAAUACUCCAAGGAGUUCGUGACCGCCGUGGUUCUGGGCAAGGACCUGGUUCCCAGGAUCGGCCUCUCGCAGCUGGAAGGCUUCCGCAGACAGCUCCUGGACGUCCUGCAGCGGAGCACCAAGCCCAAAUGGCGGAUCAUCGUGGGGGCCACCAAAUGCAUCCCCAAGUCAGAGCUGCCCGAGGAGGUGGAGGUGACCGCCCUGGCCAGCACACGCCUCUGGACCCACCCCAGCGACCUGACCAUCGCCCUGUCGGCCAGCACCCCGCUCUACCCGCCUGGCCGCAUCAUCCACGUGGUCCACAACCACCCGGCCGAGCAGUGCUGCUGCUGUGAGCAGGAGGAACCCACCUACUUCGCCAUCUGGGGGGACAACAAGGCCUUCAACGAGGUGGUCAUCUCGCCGGCCAUGCUGCACGAACAUCUCCCCUACGUGGUCAUGGAGGGGCUCAACAAGGUGCUGGAGAACUACAACAAGGGCAAGACGGCCCUGCUGUCCGCCGCCAAGGUCAUGGUCAGCCCCACCGAGGUGGACCUCACCCCGGAGCUCAUCUUCCAGCAGCAGCCGCUGCCCACCGGGCCGCCGGUGCCCACCGGCCUCGCCGUCGAGCUGCCUCCGCCAGACCACCGGAACAGCAGCAUCAGGACCAAGUGCCAGUCUGAGAUGAGCCUGGAGGCCUUCUCGGAGGGCCGGCUGCUGUCCCCCGCGGCGGCGGCGGCGGCGACGGCAUCGGCGGCGGCGGCGCGGCCGGACCCCGUGGAGCUGCUGCUGCUGUCCACGCAGGAGCGGCUGGCGGCCGAGCUGCAGGCCCGGCGCGCGCCGCUGGCCACCAUGGAGAGCCUGUCGGACACCGAGUCGCUGUACAGCUUCGACUCGCGCCGCUCGUCGGGCUUCCGCAGCAUCCGCGGCUCGCCCAGCCUGCACGCCGUGCUGGAGCGCGAGGAGGGCCCGCUCUUCUACAUCGACCCCGCCAUCCCCGAGGAGAACCCGUCGCUCAGCUCGCGCACCGAGCUGCUGGCGGCCGACAGCCUGUCCAAGCACUCGCAGGACACGCAGCCGCUGGACGCGGGCACCCCCGAGCGGCCGCCGCGGGAGGAGGAGGAGGCGGCGGCGGCGGCGGCGGCGGCGGGGGGCGCCGGGGACGCCGGGGACGCCGGGGACGCCCCGCGCGCCGACCUGGCGCUGCACAACGGGCGCCUGGGGGACUCGCCCAGCCCGCAGGUGCUGGAGUUCGCCGAGUUCAUCGACAGCCUCUUCAACCUGGACAGCAAGAGCGGCUCGUUCCAGGACCUCUACUGCAUGGUGGUGCCCGAGAGCCCCACGAGCGACUACGCCGAGGGCCCGCGCUCGCCCGGCCAGCGGGACCUCCUGCUGCGCGCGCAGUUCGAGCCCAACCUGGUGCCCAAGCCCCCGCGCCUCUUCGCGGGCUCCGCCGACCCCUCGUCGGGCAUCUCGCUCUCGCCCUCCUUCCCGCUCAGCUCGUCCGGCGAGCUCACGGACCUCACCCCCACGGGCCUCAGCAGCCAGGAGUGCCUGGCGGUGGACACGAUCCGGACCUCGACCCCCGCGGCCCACGGGGCCAGCCCGGUCAAGCAGGACGACCUGGCCAUCUCGGCCCGCUAGCACCGGGCGGGCCGCCCCCGCCCCGCCCCCCGUCCCCCGUCCCCCGCCCCCCCACCCCCCGCCGCUCCUCCGGCACCCAGGGGGCCGGCUGGGCCUGGGGCGCUGCUGCUAAGCUGGGGGUCCGCCUCCCUACCUCAGCUUAGGACCCCCAGAGCCAAGACGAGGCCGGGAUCUGGGCCGCCCGGAGUGGCAGCCGGUGGGAGGGGCCCUGACUGCCCCCUUCCUUGUCCCUCCCCCCACACCCACACGCAUCCCGGUCCCUGGCGUCCCUGUCUCUGCCCCCCCGCCCCCCACCGCAGGUCAGACCGGCGGAGCCCCUCUGCUUGUGUCCUGGUCAUCCCCAGAUGUGCCUGCGGGCAGCGCCCUGAGGUGACCCCACAAGGCGCCCCCCCCCCCCCCGCAGUGCUACAGAUGUUUACAGAAGCUGUGGGCUGGCCCCUCCACCCACACCACGUUGCAGCCCCUCUGAGCAGCCCCCCCCCACCCCCCCCCCACCCCCCGCCCAAGGCAGCCAGCAGGGUCUGGGGAUCUGAAUCAUCCCCGCCCCCAAGCCGGCCCCACCGUAUCCCCGAACACACCCCCACUCAGCUGCUCCCUGGAGUGAUGCCCCGUGGCGUCAGAGCCAGAGGCCUGGGGAGCAAGCAGGGGUGGGGGUGGGGGGAGUCCACUCAGCCCUCCUCUCUCCCAGGGACCCCCAUCACCCCCACGCUCAGGCAGCCCGUCAUCCCCUCCGCUGUUCUGUCCCCAGCCCGUCUCCCCUCGCCCCUGUCCUGUCGCCUUGCCGGAUGCCCAAUGGCCCUCACUUAAGGGCUCCCUUCCCUCCAGGGCAGGGAGGCAAUGCAGGGUUGUAGGGGUGCGUGCUAGCGUGGGCUCGCGGGCAUGUGCACCCUCCCGCUGGCCUCCUGCCCCUCCUGACACAUAACCCGCAAGGGGGGUGGCUGAGCUGGCUCUGGGGAUGCUGCCCACUCCGGGCAGCUCUGACGGGCCUGUGCCUUUGUCCCCUCUCCCCACACCCCUCCUCUGGGUCAGCUCAGUGAGCCCCUGACCAAGCCUCCCCCACCCCCACCUUGUGAUCGCUGGACCUGCCCUUUGACACCGUCUGGACAAGCGGGGACAGAGCAGGGAGCUGGGUCUCCCUAACUCUCGGACUCUCCCCCACCCUCAGAGGCACGACCCCACCCCCACUCUGGCAAGCCUGUGCCCAGCACAGACACAAAAUCAAAUCAGUGACCACCUAGAGUUUAAAAAAAAAAAAGCGGGGCGGGAGCGAUAAUAGCACAGCGGGGAGGGCGUUUGCCUUGCACGCAGCCGACCCGGGUUCAAUCCCCAGCAUCCCAUAGGGUCCCCUGAGCACCACCAGGAGUGAUUCCUGAGUGCAGAGCCAGGAAUAACCCCUGAGCAUCGCCGGGUGUGACCCAAAAAGCAAAAAAAAAGUGAAGUUCAAUCAUAAGUCAGCAGAACCCCACCACGCACCCCCGCACGCAGCCAGGAGACUUGGGGUCGAGCCUUCUAACCCCUCCAGGGCAGGCCCUGGGACCUCCCCGCUGGGUGCAGUGGCCCCACCGGGGGCCGGGCCAUCAGGGACAGCCGCCCCCUCCUAGCUCCCCACCUGCUGCCUGUUGCCCCUCCCCCACACAUUUGGGGGGUCUGAGCCACCCCCCCAUAUGGUUCAGACCGGCCCCCGCUCCACCCUGGCCUGCAGCACAAACCCUCCGCCUCCCCCAGCCGUGCACUGGCCUGUCCCUCCCCCCAGGGCCCCGGCUGACCCCCAUCCGCAGUUGGGUCGAAGGCAGCCAGGCCCCCGCCCCGCCCCCCCAGCCCCCCCCCCGGCACUCCGCGUGCUGGUCCCCCCGCCUUUUUGUACUUACUGUAUGAAAGAGCUGGACUAACGCUGUACAGAGAGAGGACGUAGCCGCCUGUAUAGACUGUAUAUAAGGUUUCUGUAUAUUGUACAGAGCUGUGUAUAAACUGGAUGCAGAA